Brassica napus (rape) is the source of this 1850-nucleotide messenger RNA. RefSeq names its product DUF724 domain-containing protein 6-like. Gene Ontology annotation, molecular function: cysteine-type peptidase activity. The record is from RefSeq and is a predicted model, not a curated record. The transcript has 6 exons. NCBI's taxonomy places the organism in Eukaryota, Viridiplantae, Streptophyta, Magnoliopsida, Brassicales, Brassicaceae. Gene Ontology annotation, biological process: proteolysis. The coding region runs from base 233 to 1717 and encodes 494 amino acids.
AAGCAGAAAGAAUCAAGCAGAAGAAUAUCUCAAGGAUACUACAGAACCUACUACUGAGCUAGUUUCCACAGAUGUUUCGAAGACACAGCCUCUUACUCCGCAAACACAGCACCUUCAGACAAGUGAGGGAGAUCAAUCCGAUGAGACACCAUCAGAGCAGAAUCAAGCAGAAGAAAAUCUCAAGGAUACUACAGAACCUACUACUGAGCUAGUUUCCACAGAUGUUUCGAAGAUGCCGCCUAUUACUCAGCAAACAGAGCAUCUUCAGACAAGUGCUAUAGAUUUUUCAGAAACAAACGAGGUUGAAGUAAGCAGGCUUCUAGCUCACUUUCAAAUAGGCGCAGAGGUUGAGAUUUUGUCUACUGAUGACGAAAUAUGGUAUCCAGGAAAGGUUGUUGAUCUUAAACUGUGUGAAGGACUAGAGGAGCUGACAGUUGAGUACACGACACUCUUCACAGACCAACAUAGACUUCAGAAACUUCAGGAUACUAUCACGGCUGACAAAAUACGUCCUGCAACACCAACUAGUGACCAAAAAUCCUUUGAGAUGAUGGAUAAGGUAGAAGCCUUCUACAACAAUGGCUGGAGCAGCGGACAAAUUAGCAUGGUACUUGGUGAUAACACAUACUCGGUGUGUCUCUAUACUUCUAUGGAAACUAUUCUAUUCAAACAUUCAGAUUUGCGAAUUCAUAGAGAAUGGAAAGAUGGAGUCUGGAAGAUGGCAGAUAAGGUGAAGCCUGAUAAGAAAAGGAAAGCUGCUGCCUCAUCACAAAAUUCAGGAAUGGAUAAUGUUUUCCUAAGAAGGAGCGAGAGGGUGCCUAAACGAUCUAGAGACACAAAAACUCCAUUCAAGUCUGACAGAAAUCCGGCUUUAACUGUAAUACCUGAGAUUAUACCUGCAGUUGAUCCGUUUUCAACUCCUGCGGAACAUAAGCUUUCAAGGCUUCAAAAUUGGAUGACAUUAAAGCCCGGCAUGCAUGAAACGUCCCUAUCAAUCAAUGAUAAUAAGAUAAGGAAAUCUUUCUUUCAAAGCAUGGAAAAUGCAAAAAAGGACCUUAAGAAAGAGCACAUUGAUGGAGCCUUUGCAAUGCUAAAUUGCAGAAGAAAUGAGAAUGCUGCUUGGUUCCACAACUACAAGAUUCCAAAGGCGUGCUUCCUACCUAUGGAGUUCUUGCAUUGCUUGCUCUCUGAUGAUUUGGCUUACAAGAAAGAAAAGGUCAAAGGUAAAAAGAUUUUCAACGAUUUAUUUAAAGAUACUGUGAGAGGGAAGGUAUAUCCAGAGAAGACAUGGGGAGAAGAUGUUGAUGUUGUGUAUGGGAUUACUCUUGGAAAAAAAAGCAAUGUCUGGAUUGGGAUGGAAAUUCAUUUGAAGAAGAAAAGAAUCACAGUAUAUGAUUGUUUUCAAAAGGAAAGCAACAGCAUUGAUAUUCCUCAAGUGAAAAAGUUGGCAGUGUUGAUUUCUAAUCUGCUGGUGGAAUCUUCUGGUGAUGAGGUAGAUAAGGUGAAGAUGAUUCCAUUUGAGAUUGAGCAGGCACAAGGUUUACCCAAGACAAAACAUCCUUUCAACUGUGGGAUAUUUCUUGUCAAGAUUCUGGAGUGCCAGUCAUUGAAGAUAGGAGACAUGACAAAGAUUAAUGAUGACAAUGCAUUGGAGCUAAGGAGAACCUUGUCUUGUGAGAUCUUCAACCAAUUUGUGGAUGAGAGCUUUGGGAAAUGAGAAUGAUGCAUGAAAACAUUUUUUGUUUUAGUUAAGACUCGGUUUUAGUUAUGACUGUUUAUUUUGUUAUGUUGUUGGCGUCUGGUUACAUAAGAAAGAUUGGAAGGAUAUCAAGUAUUUUAUUUGGGUAUCA